Sabethes cyaneus is the source of this 2164-nucleotide messenger RNA. RefSeq names its product protein arginine N-methyltransferase 1 (gene Art1). Gene Ontology annotation, cellular component: nucleus. The transcript is spliced from 3 exons. Gene Ontology annotation, molecular function: protein-arginine N-methyltransferase activity. NCBI's taxonomy places the organism in Eukaryota, Metazoa, Arthropoda, Insecta, Diptera, Culicidae. Gene Ontology annotation, biological process: peptidyl-arginine methylation. The coding region runs from base 350 to 1480 and encodes 376 amino acids. The record is from RefSeq and is a predicted model, not a curated record.
UCGUGAAGACUUUUCAAAAAAUCACCUGGCAUCCCUGGUGUUUCGGCUCCUUUUUUUGGCGUUUUCCGUUUUGGUACUUUUUCCUUCGGCUUCAUCCUUCAUCACACGGUUUGAAGCAUUGUGCAAGAACCAAGAAGUGAGGUGUUUCAUGUUUGCAAUACUUAACCUAGGAGUCUCAUCACAAAACUUUGUGUUAAAAUAAGUAACAAUUGUUACUUACUUUUGGCUAUUGUGCUUUAAGUGAUUGCAAAGUUUUGUUGCACGUCUAAAUUGUGCUUUGAUAUAAAAAGAGCAUUUUCAAAAAGAGCCAGUUUAUUUUUUAUAUUAGUGCGGCAAGAUUAAUCUAGAUAUGGCUGACGUAAAUAUGGAACCAGUUGAAAAUAGUAAACCUACAUCAACAUUUUCCUCGUCGUCGUCUACAAUUGCAUCUAGUCCAAAUGGAAAUACUGAAGGAGGCGAAGGAACCGGUGACUUGGCUACAAAUGCAGAGGAUAUGACUUCUCGGGACUAUUAUUUCGACUCAUAUGCACAUUUUGGUAUCCACGAAGAAAUGCUCAAAGAUGAAGUUAGAACACUAACUUACCGCAACGCUAUGUACCAUAACAAGCACUUGUUUAAGGGUAAAACAGUCCUAGACAUUGGAUGUGGUACAGGAAUAUUGUCCAUGUUUGCUGCCAAAGCCGGUGCAGCGAAAGUUAUUGCGGUAGAAUGCUCGAACAUCAUUGAUUAUGCGCAAAAAAUUGUUGAAGCUAAUCAUUUAAGUGAGGUCAUCACCUUAGUAAAAGGCAAGGUAGAAGAAAUUGAGCUACCUGACGGUAUUAAGCAAGUCGAUAUUAUUAUCUCGGAAUGGAUGGGCUAUUGCCUUUUUUACGAGUCUAUGUUGGAUACCGUUAUUUACGCCCGAGAUAAGUGGCUCAAACCAAAUACUGGUAUGAUGUUCCCUGACCGAUGCACGCUAUUUGUGUCAGCUAUUGAAGAUCGCCAAUAUAAGGAUGAGAAAAUUAAUUGGUGGGACAAUGUUUAUGGUUUUAACAUGAGCUCAAUACGUAAAGUUGCCAUCAGUGAGCCUCUUGUAGAUGUUGUAGAUCCGAAACAAAUCGUUACCAGUGCGUAUCUCGUCAAAGAAAUUGAUUUAUAUACUGUUCGAAAGGAGGACCUCGAUUUCGAGUCUCCAUUCCAUUUGAUAGUAAAACGAAAUGAUUUUAUUCAAGCUUUAAUUACAUACUUCAACGUCGAAUUUACAAAAUGCCACCAGCGAUUGGGAUUUAGCACUUCUCCAGAAUCACCUUACACACACUGGAAGCAAACUGUUUUUUAUUUUGACGAAUAUCUAACUGUGAAAAAGGGCGAAGAAAUUUACGGAAUGUUUACUAUGAAGCCGAAUGCUAGGAAUAACCGAGAUUUAGACUUCAUGAUUGAUUUACACUUUAAAGGAGAACUUUCGCAAGUUAACGAAAAAAAUCAUUACCGAAUGCGUUGAUUAGUGUCGCAUUUAUAAAAAAGCCAACCUAUAAAACAUAUUUUACUAAAUAUCAUUAAAUGACCCCACCCAAAAAAAACUACUGAACAAACCUUCUGAAGGAAGCACCAUUUUAAUAGUUCACAUUUUAAUCGAUUACCUUGACCAUAUAUCGCAAUAUAUUAAACAACAAAAAAAAUCUCUGAAUUGGAAUAACGAAAAAUACAACUGUUCAACUAGACCGAAACUCGAACUAGCUUAUAUUUUGAUUGGUAGAAUAUAAUUUGUAACGAAUAAUAAACUCUACAAUUGUAAUGAUAUAAAUUUCUUUUGACAUUAUUCAUUUAUAUGCUUCCAUCGUGACCAUUUCUGACCACAAGUAUGAACAUUACGAAUAGAAUUAAACUAUCCAUCACAGUGCUAGUUGGCUUGACAAUUAAGAAAAAAACUGGGAGAAAAUAUAACGACAGUAUAAAGUAAAUAUUAGGCGUGGAAUCAACAGAAAUUUUUUUUUUUUCAAUACAUAUAUGUGACGAAAAUGGAAAAGUGUGAUUAAAUGUCCGCCCAUAUGAGUUGAAGCUAUCACUUAAUACAAAUUGAAAAAAAAAAAACAAUACUUGAAGAUAUACCGAAAACGCACUGUGCAACAUCAAAAUAGAAAGAAAGAAAUUAUAGUCGUGUUAGGAAAUGCAAGACAAUACACAG